ACCUGCCUAUCUGAAAUGGUAAUUAGACGGACAGCUGAAGAGUGCUGCUGUGUUUGGAGAAAUUCAUUUCAUUCUGCUACUCUUCGAAUCAGAUUUCCCGACAUGCUUCGAGAAAUCCUCUUGUUUCAUUUCCUUCUUGGAGUGGCUUUUGCAGACAACUCAGCCAAUCAAUACGUUGACAAUGUAUUGCAGUCAUCACUUGAGCAGGAACUUCUUUCUGCAAACUUACUUCCAGCUCGGUUGCCCGAGUUCACAGCAAUUUUGGGAUCUACGAAGUAUGGUAAAGGCCUAAUAGAAGUCCAUUUCACAUUCGGCAAUGUGACUGGCCUGGAUAGAAUUAAGAGGAAAGGGGACUGUACAGGGCCCAGGACUUACAAGGGGGAGAUCAGCAUCAACUGCACUCUCAGCUUGUUUCCUCUGCAGUCGGCUCACAGAACAGUGGUCAGGAACUCCACAUAUGCAAAUGUUGGGAAAGUGCAAGCAGCUGUCACCGAAGUACUUGUUGACCUGCAAAUUGUGGGAAGACCCCAGAAUUAUGUGGGUAUCUUAAAGAAGUUCGAAGUGGGUAACUUAGAUACACUUACUCCAGUAUUUUCGAACAUUCCCGCUUAUAUAAGAGGCGAUCUACCCUAUCUUCAGAAAACUUACAAAACUCAUGUAUUGGGCAAUUUAUAUGGGAUCCUUAGUCAAAAAUAUGCUGAUGCUUUACGUCGAGCUAUUGCUUUAAAACCUGUGCCACGACAGUAAAUGAACGAAAAACUAUCAAAAAGGACUUUUUUCGAAUUUAUCCUUUUUACCUUUUGCAGUAGAUUAAUUAUUUUUUGUUUUCUUUUUUGACAUGUUCUUUAUUAAAAUGUAAAAAUUCUUGGAAUUAAAAAUGAUUCGCGCAUU
This is a messenger RNA of Argiope bruennichi, 891 nucleotides long. RefSeq lists its product as uncharacterized. The record is from RefSeq and is a predicted model, not a curated record. NCBI's taxonomy places the organism in Eukaryota, Metazoa, Arthropoda, Arachnida, Araneae, Araneidae. The transcript is spliced from 3 exons. Bases 16 to 747 code for a protein of 243 amino acids.